AUGAGUCACAUCAUAGUAAUACGAAGCUAUAAGCCAGGCGAUGAAAUUAAUUGUAAAGAAUUAGUGAAGACAGGUGUGAUGUCUUCUUUAAGUUCAACGUUUUUUGGAAUUGUGCUUAAAGAAUUAACUUUUCAAUUAAUGAUAUUGUUUGCUGCUGUAAUGUUUAUCUUUUUUGGAUUACCUUUAACAGUUUGCAUUUUAGUUAUUCCUCUUGUCAUUUUUCUUGUGUAUGUUGGAACUUACAUAGGUUUCACUGCGAAAGCUAUGGAAGUUAAUGAAGAAGUUUCAAAUAUACCAAGGAUUUAUAUGUCCAAUGCUUUUUCAUGCUUUUGGGUUGCUGAAGCAUUUGAACCUUAUCUAAUGACACAUGAUCCAAAGAAUAUACAUUAUACCAUAAUGACAGAACAGCAGUUCCGUGAUUCCAAUAUUGAUAUUUCAUCUCAGGUUAAGAAGAUUGUAGGAACUGUUGCCUUAUGUAAAAGCUAUAGAUUAGAUAAAGGUGCAUGGAUCAAAAGAUUAUAUGUACACGAGCAAUAUAGAAGAAAAGGAAUAGCUUCGUGCCUUAUAAAUGUUGCUGUUGAAUUUGCUAUUGCUGAAGGAUAUGGUUGUGCCAAUAUUGUUGCCUCAGAAUAUACAGAAGGUGGAAGAGAACUGUGUUUUAAAAAAGGUUUUGAGCUACAACACAUGUACCAUAAACCAAUUUUGGGUUCACUUAUAACUAUAUUGAUGUAUGAAUUAACAUACCAAAUUAAACCUGGUGAAGAUGAUUUUAUGCCUACAGUUUAUACUAGAUCUAUGCUUAAUAAAUAA
Molecule: messenger RNA, 810 nt
Organism: Eufriesea mexicana
Lineage: Eukaryota; Metazoa; Arthropoda; Insecta; Hymenoptera; Apidae
Product: probable N-acetyltransferase CML3
Exons: 2
Coding region: 1-810 (269 amino acids)
Molecular function (GO): N-acetyltransferase activity
Source: RefSeq, a predicted model, not a curated record